Molecule: messenger RNA, 1722 nt
Organism: Octopus sinensis (East Asian common octopus)
Lineage: Eukaryota; Metazoa; Mollusca; Cephalopoda; Octopoda; Octopodidae
Product: multiple epidermal growth factor-like domains protein 6
Exons: 13
Coding region: 145-1722 (525 amino acids)
Molecular function (GO): scavenger receptor activity
Source: RefSeq, a predicted model, not a curated record
AACCUCUGUGUCUCCAGGGUCGAACUUGAAGGUUGCCCUCCUACGUUAUACGGAGCUACAUGCACAUCGUUAUGUCACUGUAAGGAUAAUGACUGGUGUCACCAGUGGACAGGUGCUUGUAAAACUGGAUGCGAAGAUGGAUAUAUGGGUAAUGGCUGUCAAGACACUUCCUUCGAGAACAUUGCUCUAGGUAGACCAGCAACACAAAGCACUACUUACGGACACAACAAAACCCGCGUAUUCAGCCAUGGAGGUAGUUGUACUCAAAAGAUUGCACCAAUGUUGGCUUCCUACGCUGUAGAUGGGACUCGCGACCCUGAAUAUGAACACCACACAUGUACGAGUACUCACAACGUAACAAACAAUUGGUGGCAAGUUAAACUUGAUAAAGUAUACAACUUAACUGAAAUGAAGAUUUACAACAGAAACACACAAAAAUCGCGAUUUAUGGAUUUUCGUGUUCUCGUGAAUUCAGGAACUAAUGGUUCUUUUGUUACAGCCCAUCAAAGUUCUUCUACUGAACACACUAAAGAUAUCAUCCACAUUCUAUUUGAAAAACCAUUUCUGGGAGACAUUCUCAAAAUCGAAGUUCCCAAAGGCACGCUUUCAUUGUGUGAAGUUGAAAUAAUAAAAUGCAAACAUGGAUACCACGGAAGAAUGUGUACAAAGCAAUGCUCCAUUCCUUGCAUAAAUCAUGACUGUAAUGAUUUCGAUGGCCGCUGUACAAUAGAUUGUCUUGACGGUUAUUCAUGGGACAGCGAUAAAGGGGGUUGCAAAGAGUGUUCUCCUGGAAAGUAUGGUACUCACUGUAAUGAGGAAUGCAACUGUCGAGAUAAGGACGUGUGCGACAGAGUCACUGGAAUAUGCCCACAUGGAUGUCCACCUGGUUUCACGUCAGGCACUUGUAAAGAAGUAUGCCCUAAAGGCACAUUUGGAGAUGAAUGUCAUAAACAGUGUCAUUGUAAUGAUGACAGUUGCAACCCAGCAUAUGGUACUUGUGCUCAUGGAUGUGUUGCUGGAUAUCGGGGUAAAAGCUGUCAAGAAUUCUGCCAAGGAGGCACAUAUGGACUACGUUGCACCAAAAGAUGUAACUGUAUGAAUAAUGACGCCUGCAACCCGAUUCAUGGCGCAUGUCCUAGAGGCUGUGCAAUGGGACGCAUGGGUUCCGACUGUCAGCAAAGGUGUCCUGAGGGAUCGUAUGGUUCUGGCUGUAAAGAGAGAUGCACCUGUCCUUUUCGUUGGAAUUGCGACAGAGUCAAUGGAAAAUGCCCCCAUGGAUGUCCAGCUGGUUACAAGGAUGGCACUUGUAAAAUAGUAUGCCCUAGAGGCACAUAUGGAUAUGACUGUAAGGACACCUGUCAUUGUCGUUACAACGUAUGCAACAAACAAUAUGGUACUUGUAAGUAUGGAUGUGCUGUUGGAUAUCGGGGUAUAACCUGUCAAGCAUUCUGCGCGAGAGGCGAGUAUGGACAAUAUUGCACCAAAACAUGUAGAUGUUCUGGUUCUGACACCUGCAACCCGAUUCAUGGCGCAUGUCCUAGAGGCUGUGCAUCUGGAUACAGGGGUUACGACUGUCAGCAACAUUUACGCAUCUUUUGGCUUGGAAUGGGAAAAGGAGCGGCAGUGCUGUUUAGCAAAGGCCUGCAUUUCGAGGUACGGCAGAUCCUCCUGGGCCCGGAUGUUUCAUUAUUGGCUGUUUCUAUGUUUUCAAGUUAUUGUUGA